Ipomoea triloba (trilobed morning glory) is the source of this 1709-nucleotide messenger RNA. RefSeq names its product pentatricopeptide repeat-containing protein At3g53170-like. NCBI's taxonomy places the organism in Eukaryota, Viridiplantae, Streptophyta, Magnoliopsida, Solanales, Convolvulaceae. The record is from RefSeq and is a predicted model, not a curated record. Bases 4 to 1554 code for a protein of 516 amino acids. The transcript is spliced from 4 exons. Gene Ontology annotation, molecular function: protein binding; mRNA binding.
ACAAUGGAGCUCUACAUCCAUCAUCUAUACUCCUCAUCGUCCCACUUCCUCACUUCACCCGUCAUCUAUUCGAAUAAAUUCUCCAGAGAGCUGAAAACUCAGAAAAGCAUACAAUUCUAUAGAGUCUGUGCAGCGAAGUCAAUUCUAGAGAACGCUUCUUCACUAGACCUGCAAAAACGCUCGAAGAAGGAACUCUCUCGGAUUCUCCGAACCGAGGCGGCCAUCGAAGCUAUUGAGAGGAAAGCAAACUCUAGCAAGUACAAUAACCUCUGGCCCAAGGCUGUCUUGGAGGCUCUCGAUGAUGCUAUCAAGGGAAACCGUUGGGAGUCUGCUCUUAAGAUUUUCAGGCUUCUUCGUAAGCAACACUGGUAUGAGCCAAGAUCCCGGACAUAUGCAAGGCUUUUGGUAAUGCUUGGCAAGUACAGGCAGCCAAACCAAGCUAGCUUACUUUUUGAUCUCAUGCGAUCUGAUGGGCUUCAACCAACGCUGGAUGUUUACACUGCGCUUGCAAGUGCAUACGGUCUUAGUGGCCUACUUGAUGAGGCAUGGCAUACGAUUCAUGAUAUGAAGUCGAUCUCUGAUUGCAAACCUGAUGUGUAUACUUACUCAAUCCUUAUCAAAUGCUGCAUGAAAUUCCAACGUUAUGAUAUGAUUGAGCACAUUUUAGCUGAGAUGUCGUAUUUGGGAAUUGAAUGCAGUAACGUGACUUACAAUACUAUAAUUGAUGGAUAUGGAAAAGCUAAUCUUUUUGAACAAAUGGAAAACUCCUUGCUGGAGAUGAUUGAGAGUGGCAUGAGCCUUCCUGAUGUUUUCACUUUGAAUUCAGUUAUUGGAGCCUAUGGUAAAUGUGGAAACAUUGAGAAAAUGGAGAAGUGGUUUGAUGAGUUUCAGCUUAUGGGAAUAAAGCCAGAUGUCAUGACAUUUAAUAUACUAAUCAAGUCAUAUGGAAAAGCAAAAAUGUAUGCAAAAAUGGGUUCUGUACUUGAUUACAUGGGGAAACGGUUCUAUUCCCCAACAACGGUUACCUAUAAUACAAUCAUUAAGACCUUUGGAAAAGCGGGAAAUAUUGAUGAGAUGGAAGAGUUUUUCUUGAAAAUGAAACAUCAAGGAAUGAAGCCUAAUUCAAUCACUUAUUGCUCUCUGAUUAGUGCUUAUAGUAGAGCUGAAAUUCUAGAAAAGGUUGAUUCGAUUUUGAGGCAAGUAGAAAACUCAGAUGUGGUUUUAGAUACUACAUUUUUUAAUUGUGCCAUUAAUGCUUACGGGCAAGCUGGUGAUAUAGAGAGGAUGGUCAAGUUGUUCUUGGAAAUGAAGGACCAACAAUGUAGACCAGAUAAUAUCACCUAUGCUACCAUGAUAAAGGCAUACAGUGCGCAGGGGAUGAUUGAAGCCGCUGAAGAUCUACAGAGUAGAAUGAUCAGUGGUAAUGACUUUCCAGGUACUCAUAUGAAUGCCUUACAGUUUGCAGACAACUAUAAUUGUCUGUGUGCAUUUUCUCCUCGCAUUAAAUACAAGAUGUUGUACCAAUUGUCUAAUUUGGACUAUUCUUCUAUCUAGCUGUGCAAGAGGGUGAAGUAAAUAAAUAGUAGCGGUAUUUAGUAAUGUCUAACAAUUUUCUAUAUUGUAUAAACCAGUUUUCAGACAUUUAAUGAAAUUCAGAUUGACUUUUACUUUGUUUUUGUGACUACUUGAUAUCUGAUAUCAAUUUUUGU